Messenger RNA from Misgurnus anguillicaudatus (oriental weatherfish), 6941 nucleotides. Lineage: Eukaryota; Metazoa; Chordata; Actinopteri; Cypriniformes; Cobitidae. The record is from RefSeq and is a predicted model, not a curated record.
GGAUAAAUGGGAUGAGUAGCGAGCAAGGAUGGUAAAAAAUAACCGCUUUUUGUCUUGUUUUCAUUGCGUGUGCUGACGUAGAUAUCUGUGGGGGCAUGAGAGAGUGGAUGCUGAGUGGGCAGGAAUACAAGAACCGAGCAUCCAAUCAUCUGCAGUGAAGUCAGCAUCCCUUUGUCCAAUAGAGUGUGACGAGUCUCCUCCAGUGUGAAGUAACAGCGCUGCUGUCUUAUUAAUGAAUGGAGCGUCUCAGAGGCAGCAAAACACUGCUUGAGCUCUCUCUCCCUCGCCGGAGGAGACAUCUCAAGAAGACCAGCAAGAGCACAUCUCACCUCGACAGAAACCAACAACAGCAACCGUCCAAAAACAUGAAGAAGCACCAGCAUGAGGAGGACAGCUCUGAGAGCGAUGGAGAGGAAUCUACUCUUCCUUCUGGAUUGGAGAUCCGCACUUCUUCAUCAUCAUCGAACCUUCUCGCACCAUCGGCUUCCCAGCGACGAUCCAUCUCCAUGGGGGAUUUCAGAAGAGUCCCCGCCGGACAGACGGGCACCGAGCCUUCUUCCUCAGCUGCCACUGCACCUUCUUCCAAACUGGUGACCCCUAGCUCUAGCAUGGAGUUCGAAGCGGCUCGCCGACGCCUCCUUGAGGUGGAGGAGAGGCAGCGUGUCAUCAGGGAAAUGGAGAGUCGAUUAGAGGAGCUGAGGGAGGUGUUUGUGCGCUCCGAGCAGGAGGCCGUCGAACACGGGGAGCUGGUGGCACGCAUCGCUGUUGCGGCCCAGCAGGGUGAGCUGUAUGCGGCGGAGAACGGCCAGCGGCUGAAGAAAGGGUUAAGGUUUAAGAAGCACAGACCCACUAUAGUGUUUUCCUCAAUGCUUGGACUGAGAACGUGUCUCCCGUGGCCUGUCAAACUCAAAUAACAAAACUGCAGCUGCUCUUUUAGUUCCUCACCGCUGUCACACGUCACAAAACGUCUCUUCAAGAGGACGCCGUUAGUCAGGAAAUCCUCUUUGUCAGUGUAUAUUUGUUAACCGGGAACAUGGUGCUUUAUUUAGGCCGAAAGGCAGCCCAUCAUAAUGGCGCAGGCCUCGUAUUUGCUGCUCAAACCGAAACUGCUGGGGAUUUGAUGUAAUGUGUGUGAACUUUGCUGAUGCUUAGAGCUUUGUGCAUGUGUUACGCUCCACGUUCUGGGAUUGUUUUGUGGGGAGAGUAUUUUGGUAGUGCGUAUGAAUGACAGGUAGAUAAGGAUGCUGUUCCUUUAGUGGAUCUCAGUCAGGUUUGGAUUUUUGUAAUUUGUUCACAAAAAGGAAACCAAAAGGUUUUGCUUGAACUUCCUAUUUUCGAACCUUUCAUCUUAAUGGCCCAAGAAACACAAAGAUCCAGAUGAUUGUAGGAUUUCUGCACAUAAACAGGACGGGGCGCGAGAAAAAAGGAUGCUCUUAAAUUUGCUGAGCCCUUGUUCACCAGAAUGUGCCUGGAUUGUCCACUGGUCCUCUGUGGAUGGAGGUUUCUCUCUCUCUUUCGCUCCAUCUGUGGCCUCUUUCGUUCCCCUGUUGCUUAGCAACCUGGACUGACUUUCAUGUCUUCAGAAUGUAAUUUAACAGAACAUCCAAAACUACGGCUCAUGAAUGACAGGUGGAGGGUAUAUUCAGAUUUUUUGCUGCAUAUUGCUAGUUAGUUUGAAUAUAAUAUUUUACAGUAAGCUCUGAUUCACUUACAUUAGUUAUAAUGCAUUUGCUAAUAUCAAGCAACGUAUUUUUACAGCAUUAAUAGUCUUUGUUCAUUUAAUACAAGUAUAGUUGCUCAUACACUUAUUGUGCAUUAACAAUGUUAACUAACAUUGUUACUAAUGUUAACAAAUAGAACCUAAAGCCAGGAGUGUAGUCUGUUUUUACUUGUACUGGAACAUACGUGCAUGUUUGAACGGACAGCCUUGCAAAGUAUAGUUUAUUUGACCCGUACGCAGACAAUUGACGCAUGCGCACUGUUACAAAAUGAAAUGCAUCUCCUGUGCUACAUACAACAUUGUCCGGUAAGUGCAUGUGCAACCUACAUGUACAAUGUACACAUGGGGCCUCAUUUAUAAAUCGUGCAUACGCACAGAUUUUAUUGUAAAAUGUGAGUACGCAAAAAUCCACGGCAAAGUCCAUAUUUAUAUGGACUUAUAUGGACCCCGAUGCUGCAGGUUUUUGUAAAUAUAAGCCAUUCUUGCUGCUCGAAAAGGAUUUGAACAUUGACAGGCGCAUUUUUUAUGUCAACUACAUAGAAGUGGAGAUCUGAAACUGCUCAGCUGCGCACAAGUUCAAGAUCAUAUGCGAUUUAUAGAUUUCACAUCUAAAAGAAAGGUGUACGCCCAUUUUCUGUGCGUACGUUUGUUUUAUGAAUCACAUGUACGCAUUUUUGAAAAAUGAUCAUGAGAUCAAAUGUAAGAUGGUUUCUACGCAGCAUUUUAUAAAUGAGGCCCAUGGUUUCAAAAAUCCAGCGGUGCACGUACAUUACGCGCACACUCUUCCGAUGAUAAAAAUUGCAUCAUGCGGACUGUAUGUGGACCUUUGGGUAUGCGUAAAAAAGACCAUACUAAUGCUACGUACACACCAAAUGCGGGGCAUCGCAUUACUCGCUCUAGAUUACUCGCGGGAUUUGACUUUGUGUCGUGCGAAUUUUUCGCUCGAGUUUAAUAUUUUUAACUUGUGAGAAGACGCGUUUGAGGUGAAUAGCGUAUGUUUUCACGUUAAACGCGCCGCCCAUAUCACGUCAUUCGCAUCGCCCCACGCGAGGAUGCAUCUGAUCGUGUCUUUGCAUUGACUUUGUAUGUAAUCUACUCGCGCAAAUCGUUGAACUCGCGUCUGGUGUAAACCCACCGUAGGCCUUUAUACAGUAUAACAUUGGCCUAAACUUUACAUGCACUGGCAUGGUGUGUUUAAUAAUGACCUUUAACAAUGGUUAAACAUUUUAAAGGAAUAGUUCACCAAAAAUAAAAAUACAUUUUACUCCAAAAACAUAAAACACAAAAUAAUUUUUUUAAAGUGCUAUUCACUUUGCUUUUCUCUGUGAUGAAAUAAUGACAUUUUGUUUGGUCAGACAAAAUAAAUAUAGUUAUUUUUAACUGUACCGAAUUUAGUUUUUGGGUGAACUAUUCCUUUAAGAAUUAUCAUUCUCAUUUGAUAAUGUAGUUGUAAGGGUGCUGAUUUUGUAUUUUCAUUGAAAUUGCAGAAACGUCCAGUUACGUUUCUUCUCCUGCUUUCAGAGCAAACAGCUCCAGCACAGCUUCAUUCGAGCGUUGACGUGUGCUUAGGGACUUCAUCUAUAGGCACAGGGGAUUUCUAUUCUUGGCUUUAGCCGGUUAAGGCUGGAUGAUUCUGGGUUAGGUAGAAAGAGAUAAUGCUACUCUUUCCUAAGGCUCCUUGAAUGAAGCUCUUAUUUUGCAUUAACAUUGCUAACUAAUACCUUCAGGUUGAUUGUUUUCUAAAAUCUGAAUGUUUUCACGAUAAUCUGUUUUCUUUAAUAUAACAGAUUUAACUAAUACACGCUUCCAUUGCACACUGAAUGUAAAUGUGAGCAUUGCAGCAAUAUAUUCCUGUCUUCUUUAUAUGCUACUGCAUGCACGCUAUUUUGUCCUUCAGCUCGGCAUGACACCCGUGUAUGUGUAUGUGUAUGCGUGUGCACGUAACACCGUUGGAUUUACGUCAUUUGUGGGGGCAGGAUGCCUGCAGACCGCAGUAUUUCAUUCUGGUAAAUCAGCAUAGAACGGCCGAUUCUGAAUUCAAGGGCUUUUAACAUUUUACUUAAAGAGCAUUUCAGGGUUUUUAAUAGAUGUUAUUUCAGGAGGGCUUUGAUUUAGGCAGUAGAUUAAACUGAAUUUAGGAUGUGGCUGCUUUAAUGUGUGGAUGAAUUUAUCAACCGUACACCAAAUGUUGUUAAUAUUUCAUCAAAAACCCUUGAAGUGGCAUUAACUGAUGUUUCCAUUGACAUACAUUUGACAGACACCUUUAUCCAAAGCGACGUAUGAUGCAUUUAAGCAUUUUAUCAGUAUGUGUGUUCCCUGGGUUUGAACCCAUGACCUUUGCAUUGCUGUUUUUGUCAGAUGUUACUAUGGUAAACUCACUUAAAUAUAAUUACAAGCAUUUCAAAAGUGUAGAAGGCUUUUAUCAACAAUUACAUUAGUUUUAUGCAACGAGUCAAUAAUCACAGGCUGCUUACGAAAUAGGGCUGUCACGAUUAUGAAAUUUGGCUGGCGGAUAAUUGUCUAAUAAAUUGUGACGAUUAUGACGAUUAAUUUGCUGUUUUAGGGCUUUGACGUUUAGUUCUCAUAGAUUUUUUUUGUUUGUUCAUGAAACAAUUUGUGAUUAUUUAAAUUAAAUCUUUUGCAAGGUUUACCUGGCAGUGAAUAUUAAUACACGUCACAUAUUUAAAAGUAAUAAUUUAAUGAAUAUAUCUUUUAAAAACUGAACAAUAAAGUGUCUGAAAAAUAAAAAUGCAAUCAAAAUAAAAUUCCUUACAGAUCCUUUAGAAUAGCAUCCUUCAUUUCCCUAAAUUUGGAAUUGCUGUUUUGGAAAUGUAUGUUUUACCUGGCAAUUCAUACUGCUUAUCAAAAUUUUGCAGCAUUUCUUUAAAUGCUGUUUUUCUACUGUAUUAAAUGGCUUUGCAAUGUAUCGCUUUACACUGUCAGUCAAGGAGUGCCAUUAGAUACGUUUAUAAAGGCGCUGAAGCUCCCCCUUGUGUUUUUAGAGAGAUAUGCAGUCAUUGUGGUGAUCUGAAAUCUUGCGAUAAGGUCAAACAAUCGCGAUGAGACGAUUAUUUAAUCAUUGUGGUAUCCCUAUUCCGAAAAUCGCAUACUGUGACAGCACAUACUGAACUAGAUGAAGUUGCCUGUUAAAACAGUAGGUAUGAAUAUGGAUAUUAUGAAUGAAUUCGGACAUACUGCAUCCACCAUGUUACACAUGACAUACGCCAUCAUCAUAAGAAGUUAACUGGAAUGAUGUUUAACUAGCACAAUUUAACCACAAGAGACAGCUGUUUAAUAUAUGCAUUUGCAUUUAAAUAGAGCUGCAUUACUGCUUUGGACAUUUUUGAAUAAAAAACGCAUCUCCUUCUUCUUCUUCGUUGGAUAACUCUAGGGAUGCACGAUAUAUCGGCCGAUAACUGCUUAUUUUUAAUAUUAUCGGUUAUCGGUCUGAUAGCAAAAUUAGGCCGAUAAAUGAAAGCCGAUAAAUGAUGGAUUAUUUUGGUUUGUUGAACCACUUCACUUGUUCAUUGCGGAGUUUUGAUUGGUGGUUUCUGUGACAUAGCACGAAGAUGAAACGUGUUGCAGGCUUAAGAAGAGUAUGCUAGUCUAGCGCAAAGACAAGAUGUCCGCGGUCUGGGAGUUUUUCAUUGUGAAAUUAAUAUGAAUAUUUAUCGGCCUAUAUAUAUAUAUAUAUAUAUAUAUCGGUUAUCGGCCCCCAAAUAUAAAGAGUUAUCGGUUAUCGGUAUCGGCCAAAAUUUCCAUAUCGGUGCAUCCCUAGAUAACUCUUCUCCCGGGGUUUCAUGUCACAGGAUAGUAAAGGGUCCAUCGGAUGAACACUUCAGGAUUAUGCCGGAAGUAGUAGGUCAUCCGAGUACUUUUCACCUACUGUUUUAGGAAUACAUUCGGACAUACUUUUCGCCUCGCCUACUAUAUAGUAUGGAAGUAGGCGGUUUCGGAUGCAGCCACAGUGUUGACCCCUCUUUUUCAAGACAUCUGUAAUUCGGCCUGGCAUGCUGUCAAUCAACUUAUGGGCCACAUUCUUACUGAUGGCAGCAUUCUUGCAUAAUCAAUGCUUAGAGUCUUGAGUUUCCUGGCAAUGGACCCAAAAUUUUAAUGCUUUGUGCCCCGUGCCACUUACAGUAGUUAUUACUUUUGCAUUAUGGCAAGGUGCUGCAUUAUGCCGGAUAAGGCAUUGUUCAUCAACAAUCUGUUCUUGGAUGGUGGGGGAGAAGUUGCUCCCGAAAUAAGUUUUUGAACCCUAAGUUGAUUGACAGCAUGCCAGGGCGAACUGCAGAGGUCUUGAAAAAGAAGGGUCAACACUGCAAAUAUUCAGUCUUUGCAACCUAAUGUAAUUGUCAAUAAAAGCCUUUGAUACUUAUGAAAUGCUUGUAAUUAUACUUCAGUAUACCAUUGCAACAUCUGACAAAAAGACCUAAAAACACUGAAGCAGCAGAUUUUGUGAAAAUAAUAUUUGUGUCAUUCUCAAAACGUUUGGCUGUGCAAUGCUCAAUACAAUGCUAAUGAGUUUUUCUGAUCAAAUACCUUACAGCUUCCACCAUGUUACUGUAAAACCAUAUUAAAUUAAUAUGAUGUUUCCUUUAAAGCGUGUAGGAAGCUUUUAACAUCAUUCUGCUUUUGUUUCGGAUGACGUUUGUUGCUGAUAAAGUUAUAAUAGUUUUAUAUUGUAAUAAAUGUCAAUAGCAUUAGUUACCAUGGUAACAUAUUUGGGAGCUUUUUAAUUCGUAGAAAUCCACUGAUGAUGUAAGAUGAGCUAUUAAAUUAGUUUCUCAUGGACAUUUGUAUUUUAUCUCUCUCUCUCAUCUUUAUUCAUGCCUUCACACUGUAUAUAAUGGUUCAUGCACUGAUUUUUGCACUUCUUUAUGAGUUUUGAAAUGACGAAGCUUUUUGAAAAAAAAAGCUUUCCCAAAGAUGUCUCUGGACCCACUCACAGACUGAAUGUAAAGUCUGCCUUGACAUUAAGGGUUUGUUGGACAAACUGGACAUCAAAUUAUUAAGAUACUGUAUACCAGAUCAUUCGUUAUUCUUUCCCUUAGCUAAUGUACAUCUCAUUACUGUUAAACUACAUUUCUUUUUAGCAAUGCAAGCUUUUCUGGGAUUGAAAGACAUGAUUGUGUUCACACACACAAACAGCCUUUGUACUGUGUCACUUUUGAAUGUUAUAAGAAUGUAUCACAUUUUGAAAUCAUGUAUUUAAUAUGCU